AGAUGACGUCUGGUGAUGUGGCCCUUUAUGUCCUAGCUCUCCAGUCAUCCUGUAAGAAUCCAAAUGAUGUCACAACACUAGGAAAGAAAGUCAACUUGGUCCAGGUCCUAGAAGAAAAGACUAAAGAAGAGAUUGACCAUAUCUAUAAGGCUGGGACUCCCAAGACAACAUACUAUCAGUUGGCUCUGGACACUUUGGCCCUUUGCGUAGAGAAAAGCCCACUUAUGGAAAAUGCCGCUGUCAUCCUUGCCAAGGCAGCACUGGCCGAUGACUUUCAGUCUGGGGGUUAUUUCUCUGUAGGUACUGGUGCUACGGCGAGUUUGGCACUGAACUGUGUAUACGAAGAGAUGAUCAAGCUUAAGGAAGUCCUCCAGGACGCCCUGACCACGAUCACAAAGCAAAUCCUUCAUCAAAAGCAGAGCAAUGGCAUCCUUGGGAACAUCUAUAGCACUGGCCAAGCGAUGCAGGCACUCAGGGUCACUUCCAAGUUCUAUGCUGCUGGGGAGUGGAACUGCCAGGAGACCCUAGACGAAGUGCUGAAAGAAGUGUACCUGGGAGCCUUUAAUAAUCCUGCUGCUGCUUCUCAGAUCCUGCCUUCCCUAGUGGGCAAGACAUACCUGGAUGUGAGAGGCAUCACGUGUUCCCCAGAAAAUGCUCCCACCAUUACAGUAAUUUACACUAUCAUCAAUAAAAUAGUAGGACCCUAUUUCCAGUAUCAGAUCUCAGUGGAAGUACCAAAAGACUCGGUACUGCUCGCUGUCUUAGAAGCAGCUCAGCAAGCUAAACCAAGCCAAUUCAGCUUUCAAACAAAGCAGACCUCCUUUGGGAUUAUGGUUGUUUCCAUCAAUGACAUCAAUGAUAGUAUAAAUCAGAAGACCUACUGGCAGUUCUCGGGUGACAAAGGACCACUUGAAAUAGUUGUCCUCCCUACAUGCUUCUUACCGGAAGUGUCGCUGCUGGAGCGACUGAGGGCUGCACAUCUCGGGAAGAUGGCAGGUUGA
Messenger RNA from Varanus komodoensis (Komodo dragon), 1001 nucleotides. RefSeq names its product cobalamin binding intrinsic factor (gene CBLIF). The annotation marks the transcript as partial. Gene Ontology annotation, molecular function: cobalamin binding. The record is from RefSeq and is a predicted model, not a curated record. Gene Ontology annotation, biological process: cobalamin transport. Lineage: Eukaryota; Metazoa; Chordata; Lepidosauria; Squamata; Varanidae. The transcript is spliced from 7 exons.